Owenia fusiformis is the source of this 2327-nucleotide messenger RNA. Lineage: Eukaryota; Metazoa; Annelida; Polychaeta; Sabellida; Oweniidae. The record is from the annotation of a GenBank genome assembly.
CAAACAUCUUGCUGAGCUCUUCAAAAUUUAGGACAGAUCAAUAUGUGAAAACAAACGUUCCAGGUGUCAUGUAAAUCAUCGAAAUUACACUUAAUUGUCUACAUUACGUAAUAAGAUAUUUGUUACCGUGAUUAAUGAUAAUUUUUCAACCAUAUUGAUGCACAUUGAAAACUGAUAAAAGGUUAGGUUGGUUGAAAUUUCAACUUCAAUCACAAAUCUUCAAAUCAAUAUUUUUUCUCCCAAAAAAUUAGGGACUCAACUUUCAACAAAAAGCAAAUGAAAUACAGUAUGUAGACCAUUGUUGAAAUGGCAUCAUAUAAACUAAUAAUAGAACAAAAGGAUAUCAUAUAAAAUUCAUAUACAAAACUCCAAAUAUGGAGGAUAUGGAUGAUAAUAUGGGUGAAUAUGGUCAACAGUGCUCGGACCGCAAUGGCUAUGAUGACCAGGUCGAAGGGGAACAAAAUGAUGUCUACUCACAACUUGCACAGCGUGAGGAAGAUUUGAUGCUUGCUGCUGAAUUAGGAAAGGCUUUACUGGAGAAGAACGAAGAACUACAACGUCAAAAUGAAGACCUCACUAAGGAAUACACACAAAAAAUUGAGAAUCUCACCCAAGAAAAAUAUGAGUUGAAAAUCAGGCUAGAAAGUGCAGAGGGAGAAUACAAGAAUACAGUGAGGGAACUACAGAAUGAUAUAGCUAUACUGAAGCAACAGUUAGAGGAACAACAAUACCAUAGUAAAAUCAGCGAGAGAGAGAAAAUCCAAAUUGUGCAGCAACUUCAGCAGCAAAAUGACAGGUUAAAUGAACAGCUCCGUAUGGUUGCUACCGAGGGCACUCAGUUCCGCCAACAGGUGGAGACACUGAGCGGGCAGGUGAAUGCACGGAGGGCAUCUAUGAAGGAGCAUGUUAUCCAACUCGAAAGCCUAAAAGAUGAGAUUAACUUACUAACAUCGAGAAACCAUGAGUUGGAGAGACGUCUGCAAGUUCUGCGAGAAGAACGAGAAAAUCUCGCCUGUAGAAUGGAAGGAGCACAGGAGAGAAUCCAGUCUCUCGAGGUGCAUUGCAACCAAAAAGAUCAGGAGGUUGAAUCUCAACAAUCUGAAAUCACCCAACUCCACAACAUAAAUGCCACCCUCCACGAAAAGUUGGAAGAGCUGUCUCUACAGUCACAAAAUGAACCCUGCGCGCAGAGCGGUGGCAGCUCGUUAUUUGAAGAACUAGGACAGGCAAGCUGCAGCUCCCUCUAUGGAGAAAUGAUGGAACCAUCUUUUCAAGAGGAAGAAUCUUUGGGAAGAGGUGGAGAUCGCCCAAACACACUUCUUGCAUCUGGCGUAAACUUUGUCGCAUCUCCAAUGUUGUUUGAGGAUGACAUAGAAUGUGACGAUGAUGACAUCACACUUGCUGCUGGGCAAUCUACAUAUAUGGCAGACAAUGGAGAAAUGGUUGCCAUGGCGAUGACCCCUGACAGUCUAAUGCCAGCAAGGUCAAGGUCACAUGAGAGUUCAAUGACUCCUGAUAGUCUGGGAGAGAGGCAGCUGAUGCAACUACUGCAAAGCCCUGAUGAGGUAAAACAGGACUAUGUUGUCAUAUACAAGCAGCUUAAGCGAUUACUACGGGACUUGAGAGGCAAAAGUCAGGGGGAGCCUACUCUGGAAGAUGCACAGUUGUAUGACGUCAGAGCCGACAGUAUUCAAGGAGCUAUAUCUGACCUCAGGGGGCUACUGGAGUCGAUUGCAAGACAGAAGCUUGAAGAGGAAAAUGCACAGCAAGAAUCUUCAACCCAGGAAUCUCAACAUUCCCAGAAUGCAAUAUCUCAUGGAAACGCUGAAGCUGAACUUCGUCAAAAGUACGAAGAAAUGAAACAUGAAAUUGUUGCUAAAGACGAGGCUUUGAAACUCAAGACACAAGAAUUGUCAGAUCUUACACAGAAGUUGUCCUUACAACAGAGGGAGUGUGUUCAGCUGAAGGAAGAGCAUGAUCUGAUGACAGCCAGUGGGGUGUCAUCCUUGAAUCGGGAUUGUGUAGUUGAACAGGCAAAACGUGAAAGAGAUGAGGCACUCGACAAGAGAAACCAAAUGGAGAUGGAGCUAGCACAGGCAAAGUUGGACCUGAUGUCUAUGGAUGAACAGCUGAUGGAGGCAAUACAACAGAAAAUAGAGUUAUCUCAACAGUUAGAACAAUGGCAGAUGGACAUGCAGCUUCUCCUGGACAACCAGAUCGUCCAUGAACGAAUAACACAAGAUUGCAAAAAAGACUCUGAAUUGAAACAUUCUACUGUUAAACCUAAAUCAACAUUUUUAUUUCGGAAACGGAGCACAUCAAAAUAG